Aureobasidium namibiae CBS 147.97 is the source of this 1008-nucleotide messenger RNA. Its product is annotated as ArfGap-domain-containing protein. Gene Ontology annotation, cellular component: Golgi apparatus. The transcript has 3 exons. The annotation marks the transcript as partial. The record is from RefSeq and is a predicted model, not a curated record. Gene Ontology annotation, molecular function: protein binding; GTPase activator activity. NCBI's taxonomy places the organism in Eukaryota, Fungi, Ascomycota, Dothideomycetes, Dothideales, Saccotheciaceae. Gene Ontology annotation, biological process: endocytosis; intra-Golgi vesicle-mediated transport; endoplasmic reticulum to Golgi vesicle-mediated transport.
AUGGCUAGUACAGUCACUAAGAGGCAGCAGGCUCGCAACGAGCGCAUGCUGCAGGAUCUGUUGAAAGUCUCUGGAAACGACAGAUGCGCCGAUUGCGCUGCCAGGAACCCAGCAUGGUCGAGUUGGAGUCUUGGAAUCUUUCUCUGCAUGAGCUGCGCCGCCAUCCAUCGCAAAAUGGGCACUCACAUCUCAAAGGUCAAGUCGCUGAGCAUGGACAGCUGGUCCCCUGACCAGGUCGACAACAUGAAGCGCGUAGGAAACACGACAUCGAACCGCACCUUCAACCCGCAGAAUGUCAGGCCCGACAUUCCUGCCGAUGCUGACGAGGUCGGCGGUGUCAUGGAACGCUUUAUUCGCCAAAAGUACGAGCACAAGGCCUUGGUUGGCUCAAGGCCUAGAAGUCACACGGUCGGGGGCGCCAGUGUCAGUUCGACCGAAGGAGUCCCACCACCGCUGCCGCCAAAGCCUGGCAAGAAGUUCGGCUUCUCACUCGGAGUCCGCUCAUCUUCGGCCACUCACCAAAAGUUCACACCUCCACUGUCGCCCGCCUUGACUGGUAGUGACAGGAGCUCGACGCCGCCUGCUGGAAGGAUGAACAAGCAAUCGCGUGUGUUUGGUUCGGCUGUUGGCAAUCAAGAGGAGGAGACAUUCGACACGAAACUGGCAUCGCUUAGAGAGAUGGGUUUCCCAGACACACGCCGCAACUCGAUGGUUUUGAAGAAUGUGAACGGGAACUUGGACAAGGCAGUCGAGACGCUUGUGCGCUUGGGCGAUAGCACGUCAGGGGCUCAUGGUACUUUGACACCCAUGUCUGGUAGUACGAGUGGCUCCAACGCAAACGGCCUCUACAUUGAGAAACAGAGAGCACAGCCAGAAAAGGCUGCUGCCUCGACGAACCCCUUUGAUGCACUGGAUCUACAGCCUCCACGUCGUGCCUUCACUCAGCCCGCUCUCUCGACUGCAGCUCCGCAACCUUCAUACAAUCCCUUCCUCCAACCUCAACCUCAA